Messenger RNA from Cottoperca gobio, 2166 nucleotides. RefSeq names its product mannosidase endo-alpha like (gene maneal). The record is from RefSeq and is a predicted model, not a curated record. Gene Ontology annotation, molecular function: alpha-mannosidase activity. Lineage: Eukaryota; Metazoa; Chordata; Actinopteri; Perciformes; Bovichtidae. The coding region runs from base 524 to 1852 and encodes 442 amino acids. The transcript has 4 exons.
GCCACGGAAACAAAUGUUGUAUUCUCUCAUUUGGCGUCUGCAUCCAGUGAAACGUCUCUGACGCACAGCUGCUUCCAGCUCCAGGUGAAGGUGAUGACCUGAAGAAGCAGCGCGAGGAACAAGCCGCUGGAUGGAAACAAAGGGAACCCGAGUGUUUAUUAAAGAAUGCUGAGACCUGCAGAGACAUGAGGGAACUGUUGACACAUGAGAUCGACGUUUCACUUUUCUGUGGAAGAGGAAAAGAUGGAGGACAAUAAAACGCGACGUGCGCAUCGCGACAGGAGGCGAUUUAUUGAAGCCUGAGAGUGAAGAAUGCCUUCAGCUCGUGGGGAUGGAAGUGGAAUGAGAUUGCUUUUGCGUGUCGUGCGUUGAACAGGCUCCAUUAUGCACCAGCUGCACUGACUGCACGCGUGUUAUUUCACCUGCUCGACGCAGAUUUCCUGCUGAAACACGAUGCGCGCGUUGGUGAUGUGCAGCUAGAAGCGCAGCUGCUUGUUUGUCUGCAGCACCACGGACAGCGACGAUGACUCGGCUGCGCAGGAAAGCGCUCGUGGCACUUUUCCUCUUCACGCUCUUCAUUUUCGGGGCCAUGAUGGGGCUCCGGACGCUGAAGCCCAGCGACGGCUUCUCGGACCUGGCCCCCGGCAUCGACAUCAUCGGGGAGAGGUCGGACCGGCGGCGGCUGGAUGUGAAAGACGUGGUGGUGUCGCCUGGCCAGUUCCACAUGGGGAGCAGCGACACUAAGGUGGUGUUCACCAAAUCAGACCGAGAUUACAGCAUCUUCUAUGAUGUGCACAUCUUCUACUACCUGUGGUACGGCUCCCCCAGCAUGGACAACAAGUACAUUCACUGGGAUCACGUGCUGGUGCCACACUGGGACCCCAAGAUCGCAGCCAGUCAUGCCCAAGGAAGGCACACUCCUCCGGAAGAUAUCGCCUCAAGUUUCUACCCCGAGCUGGGACCCUACAGCUCCAGGGACCCGAAGGUGCUGGACUCACACAUGGCGCAGAUAGAGGAGGCUGCAGCAGGGGUGCUGGUGUUGUCCUGGUAUCCUCCCGGGGUGGCAGACGACCACGGCGAGCCCACCGAGGACCUGGUUCCUGCUGUCAUGGACGCCGCCCACAGGCACAGCAUCAAGGUGGCCUUUCACAUGCAGCCGUACAAAGGACGGACGGACCAGAGCGUGCAUGACAACAUCAAAUACAUUAUUGACACGUAUGGAAAGCACGAUGCCUUCUACAGAUUCCAGUCCAGCACAGGGCGAGUCCUGCCUCUGUUUUAUGUGUAUGACUCCUACCUGCUGCCUCCCGAGUCCUGGGCAGAGCUGCUGUCGACUAAAGGUUCCCACAGCAUCAGAGGCACGCCUUACGACGGCGUUUUCGUCGCCCUCAUUGUGGAAGAGCGCCACAAACAUGACAUCCUAGCUAGCGGCUUUGAUGGCAUAUACACCUACUUUGCCUCCAACGGCUUCUCCUUUGGCUCGUCCCACCAGAACUGGAAAGCCAUCAAGGCCUUCUGCGAUGCAAACAAUCUGCUGUUCAUUCCCAGUGUCGGUCCGGGGUACGUGGACACGGCUGUUCGUCCGUGGAACAACCACAACACCAGGAACCGGGUCAACGGGCGGUACUACGACACGUCCCUGCAGGCGGCUCUGUCCGUCAGACCAGAGGUCGUCACCAUUACUUCCUUUAACCAAUGGCACGAAGGCACGCAGAUAGAGAAGGCUGUACCCAAGAAAACAGUGACGCGUUUGUACCUCGACUACAAACCCAACCAGCCGGACCACUUCUUAGUGCUCACACGGCAGUGGGCCGAGAACUUCAACAAGGAGAAGGACACGUGGCUGAUGUGAACGUGUUCUGUCCCUGUAAGACUUCCCCUUUGUACCCCCCCCCCCCAACUCUGAGCACUUCUGAUCUAAAUGUUCACUCUUCCCUUAAUGUUUGUACUCACUAACGUCCUUUUGUACAGGUUAAUAUGUCACCGAUGUGUUGAAGGGCAGAGAAUCGUUUCCUGAUGACUGUUCAGUGUCUGUUUUUGCGACUUUAAGAAAGUGCGUCUCUGUACAGUGACUCUGCCCUGCGGGGGCUUUUUCUUAUUUUCUUAUGAUGAAAUACUUUCUUUCCUGUAUUUCUUUGAAGACAAAUUAAAAUGUGUGUCUGUUGA